UGUGUUAUCAUAAAAAAAUGUUACCAUAUGUUAAAAAACUAGUAAUAAAAUACAAACAGUCGGUAACAAAUACCGACAGAUUUUCUUAAGUUCUUUGAAACUCGCCAGAUAGCAUACAAAAUUUUACGAAGUGGUUUCAUGUAAAGAGCAUUGCUGUAUAUUGUUUGUAACCAUAAUAAACUUUAUAAAUAAUUUUUACAGUAUUUUACUAGUUAAAUAGUACUUGAUAUUCAAUAAAAAUGGUCAAACUUACUCCCGAGCUUAUACAACAAUCAAUGCAAUAUAUCAAUCCUGUGAGAGAUCGAGAGUUGGACCUCAGAGGAUACAAAAUACCUACAAUUGAAAAUCUUGGAGCAACUUUAGAUCAAUUUGAUACGAUCGAUUUUUCCGACAAUGAUAUUCGAAAGUUGGAUGGAUUUCCAUUUCUCAAACGAAUAAAAACGCUCUUUUUCAAUAAUAAUCGUAUUAUUAGAAUUGCUGAAGGUUUAGAACAUUGUAUUCCGAAUUUGGAAACUCUCAUGCUAACAGGAAAUAUGAUUCAAGAAUUAGGUGACUUGGAUCCAUUAAUUCCGCUUAAAAAUCUUCAAAGCCUAUGCCUUCUACAGAAUCCUGUGUCGGCUAAAUCACAGUAUAGACAAUAUGUUAUCUAUCGACUACCUCAAUUGAGAUUAUUAGAUUUCCGCAAAAUAAAGCAAAAAGAACGUGAAGAAGCUAUUGAAUACUUUAGAAGCAAAAGAGGCAAGGAAAUGGCUCGAGAAAUUGCCAAAAAAGCUAAACUUCAAGCUGCCAUGGGCAUUUCAGACAAACAAGUUAUGAAUUCUGAAGAAAAAAAUAAAAUUAGAGAUGCUAUUUCUCAAGCAUCGUCACUCGAUGAAAUUCGGAGACUUGGAAAAUUACUUCAAUCUGGGCAUAUUCCUGGAGAAGACCAAAAUCAGAAUGGAGCUAAUGGAAUGGAAGCCAUGGAAGAAGAUGAUGAUUGAGGAACUAACUCAAAUCAUUUAUUAUAAAUUAAAUGUAAUUAUUAUCGAAGUAAGUAUGGUCGUAAUGGGAGUUUACUAAAAUUUAGUAUAAGUUUUGUAUUAAAAUUUAUUAAGUUAAUAAGAAAACAUUACUACACUUAUGGUAUUAAACUACUUAAGAACAUAGAAAAAUUGAUGAUAAUACCGAUAUAAAGUAUCGAAAUUGCUUUAACUAUGUACGAUAGAUUGGUUUAUAAAAUAGUUGAUUUUCCAUUUCAAAAUGCCAUGAAGCGAUACAAUGUUUAGAUAUAUUUAUGAUGUAUUAUAUCUACUUAUUUCAGAGUCUAAGUAAUUGAUAUAACCAUCUAUUCAAAAUCAAGGAACUGUCAGGUCCAUUACUUCAUCCUACUGUUUUAUUUCAUAUUGAAAUUUAAUAAAAGAUUUUUUUCAUGAACAAA
Messenger RNA from Chelonus insularis, 1417 nucleotides. RefSeq names its product small nuclear ribonucleoprotein polypeptide A'-like U2A (gene U2A). The transcript has 4 exons. Lineage: Eukaryota; Metazoa; Arthropoda; Insecta; Hymenoptera; Braconidae. Gene Ontology annotation, molecular function: protein binding; U2 snRNA binding. Gene Ontology annotation, cellular component: U2 snRNP. The record is from RefSeq and is a predicted model, not a curated record. The coding region runs from base 240 to 980 and encodes 246 amino acids. Gene Ontology annotation, biological process: mRNA splicing, via spliceosome.